This is a messenger RNA of Lepisosteus oculatus (spotted gar), 2427 nucleotides long. It is a transcript of the gene fam199x, whose product is annotated as family with sequence similarity 199, X-linked. Lineage: Eukaryota; Metazoa; Chordata; Actinopteri; Semionotiformes; Lepisosteidae. The record is from RefSeq and is a predicted model, not a curated record.
CAUCAGCUUCUGUGACGUCAUCGGAGUUACCUAGGGAAGAAAGGAAGUGGCGUAGCUCCGGCAAAUGGAGUGGGAGAGAAGUAGGAGCUCUGAGGAAUAAUAUCAGUGCGUCGCCUCUGUGCACAAAUGUCGGAAAAUCUCUACGAGAAGUUCCUGGCACCCGAGGAUCCAUUUCCAUUGCUGGCCCAGCGAGGGAAUCUCAGCGAAGUUGCCACCUUGGAUGGCAGCGACUUCGGCUGCCAGCUGUCCUCCUGCCACAGAACGGACCCUCUCCAUCGGUUCCACAGCAACAGAUGGAACCUCACGUCUUGUGGAACAAGUGUGGCAAGCUCCGAGUGCAGUGAGGAACUUUUCUCCUCCGUCUCGGUUGGGGAUCAAGAUGAUUGCUAUUCCCUCCUGGACGACCAGGAGUUCACUUCGUUCGACUUGUUCCCAGAAGGCAGUGUCUGCAGCGAUGUUUCUUCCUCUAUCAGUACCUACUGGGACUGGUCAGAUAGUGAGUUCGAAUGGCAGCUGCCAGGAAGUGACAUAGCAAGUGGAAGUGAUGUACUCUCUGACAUCAUACCCAGCAUUCCCAGUUCUCCUUGCCUUGUCCCAAAGAGAAAAAGCAAACCACACCGCAAUCUGGAUGAGCUAGCCUGGAGUGCAAUGACAAAUGAUGAGCAGGUGGAAUAUAUUGAAUACUUGAGUCGAAAGGUCAGCACUGAGAUGGGACUAAGGGAACAACUUGACAUUAUAAAGAUCAUCGAUCCGUGCGCACAGAUAUCCCCCACUGACAGCGAGUUCAUUAUUGAACUGAACUGCCUGACAGAUGAGAAACUAAAGCAGGUGAGGAAUUACAUAAAGGAUCACAGCUCCCGGCUGCGUCCGAGCAGCACCAGGGAUAGCUGGAAGAGAAGUAGCUACGGCAGUGCCAGCACCAGUGGGGUGAGUGGUGCCAGCAGCAGCAAUGCCAGCAUGGUUAGCACUGCCAGUAGCAGCAAUGGCUCUGUGGGCUCCAGCUGCAGUGCUGCCAACAUGAGCCGGGCACACAGUGACAGCAGCCUCUCCGCCAGCGCUGCCGAGCGGAUCCGCGAUUCUAAGAAGCGAUCUAAGCAGCGAAAGCUGCAGCAGAAGGCCCUGCGCAAGAGGCAGCUGAAGGAGCAAAGGCAGGCUCGCAAGGAAAGGCUGAGUGGACUGUUCCUCAACGAGGAGGUGCUCUCCCUCAAAGUGACGGAGGAGGACAACGAGGGCGACGUCGACAUCUUGAUGUGACGAGAGUGAAUCCCUCAGUGUUCCUUCUAAGCCUUGGACUACGAUGUGUGCCCCCUCUCCUUUCUCUUCUGGCAAAUACUUCUGGGAUGUUUGCUUUUGCCCAUCGUACUUUUUUUUUUUCCCCGUAAGAAUUUCAAAUGCCGGCAUUCUCACUCCUAGUACAACAGACAAGACUGUUGGCAGAAUAGCUUAAGCCAUAAAUGUCACGCUUGAUAACCUGUUAUUUUCUAAUGCCACAUUCCCUCCCCCUCCUCUCUGUCCAGUCUUUAUGUAGCACCUUACCUUGAUGGAGUAAAUAAGGCACUUAUCUGCUAGUUAAGACUUAAAAGCUUUUACUUGCUUUAAAAACAAUGCACAUAGUCCUGGGGAGGCUUCAUAAAAUGUUUCAAAGAUCCAGCAAAAUGUUUAACACUAAAGCAAUUUUUCAGUCUGCACCAGGGGGCAGCAGUAGACCGUGUCCGACCUGAAGAUCUAAAUUCCUCUAAAGCAGAACUGUUAACAGAAAUUUUUACAUUAACGAGAGGGGGUCAAGGUGAACCAGGCAUAGAGGGAACACUGAAACAAGACUUGUGUAUGCUAGGAAUUCAUAGCGGUUUGUGCCGUGAGGGAGCAAGAAAACUUAAAUCAAUUUUAAGUACUGCUGUUAUGAUAUUUCCUACAAAAGCAAAGUUAUAUUUUUGUUUUUCUGAUAGUUUAUUUAAGUUUAAGACAUUUUUUGUUUAAAAUUAGAAUAGAAAUGAAGGGAAUAAAAUACAAGUGUCAAGAUUUCCACCUGAUUUGUUGUAUUAGUGGGACAUUGUGUUUUUCUUUGUAAACUGGUCCAUAUCCUUCUUUCUUAGUUUGCAUGGUGAAUUCUAAGGGUGGGUGGGAGGGUUGAGGUUCAGUCCAUGUUCCUAAUUGUACAGUGUAUUACAGUUUGGGAAGGAGAACAAUAUCGCAUCCUUUAUAUCUGGUCAGAUUUUUUAAAGAUAUCCGAUGGAAGCUUGGGACAAUACAGUUUACUCCCUAUGCAAUUCACUCACGUGGUAUAUCAUAUCCUGUGGACAUAUUUUACUAUUCUGACUUGGAACACUAUGCUUCACAAUGUGUGCUAUAUUAUGUAUAUAUAUGUAUUAUAUAUGUAUUUACUGUAAGGAGCUUGGGAAAUCAAAGAUAAAGGUUUACAUACAGUAA